CGACGUCAAUCAUCACUAUUCUCACUCUCUCUCUCGGUCGGUUCCUCUCGGUGGUGGUCUCUCUGUAUCUGUUGUUGCUGAGAAGUGACAAUGGCGGCGGCUUCUUCUUCAUUGGUACCCCAGAACAAAUGCUUCAUUGCCCUCCGCCACCUCCAGCACCGCAGUCAUGCUGCUCCGAUUAUACGUCUCCCUUGUGUUCAGAGACAGAGAUCCGCUUCCCACCUCUCCCUCUUUUCAUCUUCUUCUUCUCUCGGAUUUUCAAUGAAGACUGACUAUCGUCCUUCCCCUUUUGCUCAAGCCGCUGCUGUUCGUCAUCUCGUGGGUUCCGUUACCAGAACUCAGGGCCUUCGUUUCGCCAUUGUUGUAUCAAGGUUUAAUGAGAUUGUGACAAAGCAGCUGCUAGAGGGAGCUUUGACUACCUUCAACACUUAUUCAGUCCAAGAAGAGGAUAUCGAUGUCGUGUGGGUUCCUGGUAGUUUUGAAAUUGGUGUAGUUGCUACGAGGCUGGGGAAAUCAGGAAGAUAUCAUGCAAUCUUGUGUAUUGGAGCUGUGAUAAGAGGUGAUACAACCCACUAUGAUGCUGUUGCUAAUUCUGCAGCUUCUGGCGUUCUUUCAGCAGGUUUAAAUUCAGGAGUUCCUUGCAUAUUCGGAGUGCUGACUUGUGACAAUAUGGAGCAGGCCUUAAAUCGAGCUGGUGGUAAAUCUGGAAAUAAGGGUGCUGAGGCUGCUUUGAUAGCGAUCGAGAUGGCAUCAUUAUUCGAGCACAAUCUGAAGUAGUUUAGAUGCAGCUCUGAGGAGAGACAUGUAAUCCUUCUCGUUUUAUUUCAACCGUUUGUGUACCUCUUUUUUUGAGGAUUAUGCCAUAUUAUCCCAAAGCAUAGUCAGGUAUCUGUUGAUUGCUUGCUGUAUGUAUCAGAAAUUCAUUUUGCACUGCUUAUAAUCUGUGCUUUAUGCAUACAAUGCAAAUGCGCAAAUGCAUAGCAAACGCGCACGCACACACAGUCGACUUAUGUGCAGUGUUGUUUGUCUAUUUGAACAACUGCAUAUCACAGGCUCAAUGAACAAGUGUGCUCAAAUGGUAAACACAGUUUGAAAAAAUGAAUGAUAUUGCCGGUGGCCUUUUUAUUCC
Messenger RNA from Ziziphus jujuba (common jujube), 1129 nucleotides. Its product is annotated as 6,7-dimethyl-8-ribityllumazine synthase, chloroplastic. NCBI's taxonomy places the organism in Eukaryota, Viridiplantae, Streptophyta, Magnoliopsida, Rosales, Rhamnaceae. Gene Ontology annotation, molecular function: 6,7-dimethyl-8-ribityllumazine synthase activity. Gene Ontology annotation, cellular component: intracellular anatomical structure; riboflavin synthase complex. Bases 91 to 777 code for a protein of 228 amino acids. The record is from RefSeq and is a predicted model, not a curated record. The transcript is spliced from 8 exons. Gene Ontology annotation, biological process: riboflavin biosynthetic process.